AUGGGAGAAGGGUACGCAGGUGUACCCGGAGGUUACUCUGUCAACCAGACGCUACCCCCAUUGUUUCGACAGCAAGGUGGAGUCGCCCAAAACGUGUCUGCAAAUGAUAUGAGCAAGCAAGCCAUUCAUUCCUCCCAGCCCCCUCUUGGGAACACCCCAAAUCAAUUUUCAACACAACCACCUGGAUCAAUGAUGUUCAAUCAGAGGCAGCCUGGACCACGAACACAUGCCCAUCCCCAGUUUUAUCCAUCUGCAAAUGGGGCACCACGUCAUCUGCAACCAGGACCGCAGGUCCAGCAAAUCAGAAUGAAUCAUCAGCAGUUGUCCACAUUGAAUAUGGCGGCUGGAUUGCCAGGGACUAACAAGGGGCCUCAGGUCACUCACAUUCCUGUCCCACAAAUCCCUGUCAAUCCCUGGUGCUCCCCAGCCAUGAACCAGCCCUACCCUCUUACUAAGGAGCAAGUUCGCCUGCUUCUUCUUUAUGACUUCCGAAUCAAGAAGAUGGCAGCCAAUUCCAUCGCUGACAUCAAUACCGCGUUUGACCCGGACACUGUGUCCAAGAGCACUGCCUAUGAUUGGUACAGUCGCUUCCAGAAAGGAAAUGAAAGCCUGGAAGACCAGCCACGCACCGGUCGUCCUUCGGAGUUUGAUAACUCUGCCUUGCAGGAGGCACUGGAGGCCAACAACCGGCAAACAUCGCGAGAGCUUGCGGACUUGCUGGAUGCCCUCUACCCCCCUCAGAAUGUGAUAUAUCAAAACCAAAUGCAGGCACUGGAAGGGCUGUCCAUGAAUGCAACAAAGCGGCAAGUCCCCCCUGGUGCUGUAUCGCAGGCUCCUCCUGUUUCCAGUGCUCCCAAGGAGGUAACACGGCAUAGAAUCCGACUGGCCAUCAUUGAUCCAGAGACAGGUCGCAAUGUUCUUGAUGAUAAAAGUGAAAGCGGUGAUGAAAACGAAGUAGCUUGGAGUUGGAUCAGCACAACUGACGGAGCUGCUUCAAUCCCCUCAAGCGAAAUGCAGCACUCUCUCAAGGAUUCUCAUUCUCGGGAAACUCCUAUCUCAGAAGAAGAGGUGCCUACGAAUGAAGGGAAUGAUAUUUCUUACCAGUUUGCUACUCAGUUGGCACAUACAGCUCUAGGUUCAAGACCUGUGGAUUAUGAGAGGCCUGGGGCUGCAGCUGGAAGGGGUGCCUUUACGCCCACUAUCUCUAAGGGAGUGGUGGAGCCACCACCUCCAUCUAGAUCCCUUUCUCACGUGGUCAUACCUCCUGCUUCAGAGAGUGAAGAUACCGAGAUAGCCUGUGCAUGCCACAGCUGCAGGGAGAGAAUCACUGGCGUCUGCUACAAGUGCGUGGAAUGCGUUGAUUAUAUGAUCUGCUCCACUUGCGAGGCGGAUGGCAUCGUCCACACUGGCCACAACAUGCUCCGACUCAAGUCUUCCGCAUCUCCCCCAUUCCACCCUGUGUCAGGGGACGUUCAUCAGAAUUUGGAGUGCGCCUCUUGCCAUGGCCCAAUAAGAGGAAGUCGCUACAAAUGCCUGCAAUGCCCAGAAAUCGAUCUCUGCCACACUUGCGAGACCAGGGGGACGGAGCAUUCGGAUCAUCACUUCAUAAGACUUCCAUCUCGCAUGCCCGUUGUCCAUCUCACUCCCGACCUGGAUGGCAUGACAGCCGAAGAACAUCCAGGAGUUAUGUGCGAUUCUUGUCACCAAGGAGUGAGAGGUAGGAGGUUCAAGUGCCUCGUGUGUCCCGAAUUCAACCUCUGCAGCGACUGCGAGCAGUUGGGGGAGCAGCACUUACACCACCCCAUGAUUCGCUUUUCCAAGCCCAGUGCCAUUGUUCUGAGGGGUUCGGUCAUCCUCCCAGACGGCCUGAACCACGGUGUAACCUGCACGGAAUGCGAAGGGAGCAUCAAAGGGUACCGCUACAAGUGCCUCAAGUGUCGGGACUACGACCUCUGCACGAGAUGCGAAGCCGCUUCUAAGCAUCUUCAACACCGCAUGCUCAGGAUGCCUCCCAAAUGUGAGAGCCAAGUCCCAGUCCCUUCCGACCAGCUCACGCCUUCUCCUCAAGCGGAUCCCGCUCCGAGAAUGACAGCAGCGGGGAGAGCUCCCUACCUCUGCCGCUGCGGCGAGAUGUGCCGCGGGAAGCCGAGGUACGUCUGCCUCCAGUGUCCAUCCUACGGCCAUUGCCCCCAAUGCGAGGCGAGGAAGACGCACAAGGAACACAUCAUGCUCCGGGUGCCCGAGCCCGCUUUUACCAUCAAAUAUCUACUGGGUUUGACAUGCGACGAGUGCGGAAACGCCAUCUCGGACCUCCGUUACAGAUGCCUCACCUGCCCCGAUUUCCACCUCUGCCCUGCCUGCGAGGAGAGGAAGGUCCACAGCAUCCAUCCCAUGCUUAGACUGUUCUCUCGGACGAAUUCCACGGCCGCGGAAAUGAAUCAGCCUUCAUCAGCG
Messenger RNA from Darwinula stevensoni, 2454 nucleotides. The record is from the annotation of a GenBank genome assembly. NCBI's taxonomy places the organism in Eukaryota, Metazoa, Arthropoda, Ostracoda, Podocopida, Darwinulidae.